Molecule: messenger RNA, 2501 nt
Organism: Panonychus citri (citrus red mite)
Lineage: Eukaryota; Metazoa; Arthropoda; Arachnida; Trombidiformes; Tetranychidae
Product: protein white-like
Exons: 10
Coding region: 143-2218 (691 amino acids)
Cellular component (GO): plasma membrane
Molecular function (GO): ATP binding; ATP hydrolysis activity; ABC-type transporter activity
Source: RefSeq, a predicted model, not a curated record
GUUAAUGUUGAUUACCAACAAUUAACGAAAGUUCAACACAAGUUUUAAUUACAAAGUGAUUUUCAACAUCUUCCACCUUCCAAGUAAUCAACUAACUUUAAAAUCAUCCAUUCCUCCAUUCAAUUAACCAGAACAAUUAAAAAUGUCUAACAAUGAUGUCGCAAUAAUACCAGUAGAGGUGACGGAGGCCAAUAUACCAAAUCGUUACUUCGUUAAUCAAACUUUUAUGGACGACGAGAUAAGACCAGAAACUAACGUUGACCAAGAUGGUCAGUUAACUGAUAAAACUUUGGAUCGUCGUUGUAGCUUUCAAACGGUCGGUAUCGAAUGGCAAGACUUGAGUGUCUCAUCUCGACCGGUUAAACCUUUGUUUCGAGCUGCAUCCACAACUGAGCCCAUUCAAAUUAUCAACAAUGUCUCCGGUAAAAUUGCCAGUGGCCAUUUACUUGCCAUCAUGGGAGCAUCAGGAGCUGGUAAAACGACAUUUCUUAAUGUUCUAACUGGACGGAACCUUAGGAAUCUCGAUGUUCGCGGUAAUGUUUAUCUCAAUGGUCAACUUGCCACCGCUGAUAUGACAGCCGCAUGUUCAGCUUAUGUACAACAAGAUGAUAUGUUCAUCGGUGUAUUAACUGUUCGGGAGCAUCUUUUAUUCCAGGCUAAUCUUCGGACUUCGGCUAGUUUUACAUCAGCAGAGAUUCGCGAAAAAGUGGACCAUGUCAUAUUCGAGUUGGGAUUGAGAAAGAUUGAAAAUAGUCGCAUUGGUACACCAGGAAUGGACAAGUCGAUUUCUGGAGGAGAGAUGAAGCGACUUGCUUUCGCUUCUGAGGUUUUAACUGACCCGUCGAUACUUUUCUGCGAUGAACCAACCUCAGGACUCGACUCUUUUAUGGCUCAAAGUGUCGUUAGUGUCCUUAAGUCUAUGGCGGCCACCAAAAGGACUGUUCUUGCUACUAUUCAUCAACCUUCAUCCGAAGUGUUUGAAAUGUUUGAUGAAAUUUUACUCCUCUCUCAAGGUCGAGUCGCUUUCAUGGGCAACUCUUCCGAUGCUCUCGAGUUUUUCUCCGGGAUUGGACUUCAUUGUAAACCGAAUUACAAUCCAGCCGAUUUUUAUAUUCAACAAUUAGCCAUCGUUCCAGGUAGAGAAGAUGAGUGUAAACAAAAGGUUAAAGAAAUUUGUCAAAAGUUUUCUGAAUCAAAAUUCGCCGCCAAUAUGAACAACAGAGCAAAUUUAUCGGAAACCGAAAUUCAUAGUGAAUAUAAGUCGAAGAUCAGCUCUUUCUAUAAGCGAGGAUACUUAACUCAGAUCAAAUGGGUUCUAUGGAGAUCAUGGUUGAUCAAUACAAGAGAACCACUUUUAAGUACCAUUAGAAUAGCUCAGACAUUCUUUUUCGCUUUUCUAUUAGGAUUCAUUUAUUUUGGACAAGAAUAUAAUCAAGAAUCAAUCAUGAACAUCGACGGUGCUCUAUUUAUUUUACUCGCUAACAUAACAUUUACCAAUGCAUUCGCCGUAAUCAAUACCUUUUGUUUAGAACUCCCGGUUUUCAUUCGAGAUUAUGGUAAUGGACUUUACUCGGUGGCCGUUUAUUUCAUCUCAAAGACUCUCGCUGAAUUACCUUAUUUCAUUGUGUUACCUUUCUCAUUUGCGGCGAUAACUUAUUGGAUGAUUGGACUUUACAAAGAUGUCGAAGUGUUUUUACUCACGGCGUUCGUAUUAACAUUGAUCGCUAAUGUGGCCUCGGGUUUUGGUUAUUUCAUCUCGUGUAUAAGUAAAAAUGUCACCAUGGGCCUUUCAAUAGCUCCACCCUUUAUGAUUCCUCUCAUGCUCUUUGGUGGCCUAUUUUUGAAUAACAAAUCGAUUCCUGUCUAUUUAGAUUGGAUUAAAUAUAUCAGUUGGUUUUAUUAUGGAAAUGAGAUUUUGGUUGUUAACCAAUGGCGAAAAGUGACCAAUAUUACCUGUGAUGUACCCGAAUCAUUGAACGAUAUAAGCUCCAUGAUGAGUGCAAUGGAAAUGUUCAACUCCAACGAUUCAGCUAUAAAUCUACAUGAUAUUAUCCCUCCAGGAUUAGGUUGUGUUCUAGAUGGUGAAGGUGUUAUUAGAAGAUUGAAUUUCGACGAAAACAAUGUAGUCCGUAAUUUCAUCGCUUUAGGCGUUUUACUUGUCGCUUUUAGAUUAUUAGCUUUUAUCUGUCUUAGUAUUAGAGCUCGAAUAUUACGAUAGAACUGUCAAUAAUUUAUCGAUCAUACUCACCCUUUUACUCCAUUUGAUUUGUAUAAUAAUCGACUUAAAAUUCUCGUCAAAUAUUUUAGUCAUUCUUAAUUGUGUAACUUUUUUUUAUUAUUUGGAUGAUAUUUGAAUAGAAUCCUGUCAAAUAUGUUAUGGUUAAAAUUUUCUUAUUCGAGAAAAGAAAAACUUGAAUCAAUUGUUACUCUGAAUUUAAUUAAAAUUAAAGUAAGGUCACAAAUGAUAAAACUAUAAAAAGAAUUUUAUUUAAAAUGAAAAA